CAGUGGCGGCUAGCUAGAAGGUCUCGGUGAAGUCCCGAAAGCGGCGAGGCCGGAUUGGCCGACAAGGAACCCCGGUUCGUGCCGCGCCAACCAUUAUUACGGCGCAGCUACGCUAUUGCUGCUGGCUGUCUCGUUCGACUACUCAACAAACCAACAACCACUCGAUCCCACGUUGGAUCCACGGCACCACGCUCCUCACACCGUCUUACCACUUGGUAAUUUAUUCCGCCUCUCGUUGCGUCCUUUCAGUGGUUAAUAUUCUAUAGCUAAUUCAUCGAUCUGUGUGGUUGGUUCGUUGGUCGAACGAAUACUUCGACGUGUCCAUUUUUGAUAAAAUCGACAGAGAAGCGCGAGUUCUCUGUCUUUUUGUUCAACCAGCUAACCGGUCUGUAGUUGGGCGCUCGAUCAAGGGCCGAACAAAUUUCUUAACGCGUCGAGAAAGAAGAAAAUCGAUAGACGAGGGAGAAGAAGAAAAGUGACAUUUUUGUUAAUUAGUUGGUUAAUUAAAUGGUCGAAUAAAUUUCUUUCGACGUGCGUCCUUUUCGACUAAAGAAAGUUGACGGAAGAACAGUGUAUAUCGAUUUCCUAAAGCAGUAUUUGGAACGGUGACGUAGAAGUGUAACGAAGUAUGAAAGCCAACUGCUGUAUCUUGGCGAAGAGAAAACAACAGGUUUGGCGAGUUUGACGAAGUGAUUCUACUACAGAAAAGAUAGCGGGAUAGUGCCAGUAUCAAAUAUACAUGAUAAAUAUGUGCGAUCCAAGGAGAAAGUGAAGAAUCUCGAUAAGGAAGAUCAAGAACUCGAAGAUAGCUAACGAAGAAAAUACCAAAGAUAAUAGAAAAUCGCUUUAUCCUGCAACCAAAGCCUAUCGUCGCAAUCGUUAUUCCAUCGAAAUCUAUCUUUCGAAAGUGCGAUACUCGGAAUAUUUCUCCAAAAAUUCUCGAGUUGAUUAAAUAUCGCCACGAAAAUUGCGAUACCUAGGUAUUAUACGAAGUAUUAUAUACGAUAAUGCUUAAAUAUUAUCGCCCAACGAUCAAAUAUAUCAAAUAUACCACGUAUAAGUUAUAAAUAAGAUCAGAACAUCGUCGGAAAAUUUCUGAUCCAAGUGAUCGUAAAAUCAAAGAAACCUGAGUGAAAGCACUCACCUCGUCGAACCGCAGCACCAGGCUGUUAAACCUGACGACGAUCCUCCUGGCGAACAUGGAGAAGAAAGACAGAGCCUGAUUCGUCUAGCCGAUUAUCGAGUGAAUUUGCCAAGAACGAAGAAGCCAGGUAAAAACGACGAAACCACUGGCGAUUAAAGACUCAACUGGACGAAGGAGGAAUAACAACUCCGGAAAAUCGAUCUCCGCGAGCGUUGCAUAAGACGCUCCUCGGACGUUUCGUUUUACAGAAACACCUCUACGAUUACACUCGAUACCGGAUCACGAGAAAGACCGUAAAAAUAGACGAUCAUCGUUCGAAAAACAUGGGAAUGAAGGAAGGAGAGGUGAGGAAGAUCGCUGGCGAUGGUCUCUCGGUGAAUCUAUGUUCCAACAAGCAGAUCCUCGAGAUCACCGGCGACGGAUGCGACAUUUCGAUGUCGAAGAACCGAGGUAGCGUGAAAGUAAUCGGCGACGGUUGUCGAUUGAGGAUCGACCAGAACAUGGGAGACGUGGAGUACACGGGGGAUGGUGGGCAGGUUCUUUUGGGUCCAAAAUCGAUCAAGGAUAAAGUAAAGUAUCACGGCGAUGGCGGUAGAAUAAAGUUCGACGUUGAGUUGAGGAUGAGGAAUCGGAAGUCGGAAGUUUCGAAAGAGGAGACGGGAAAAGGAAUGGACGAAGGAAGGAAGAGGUCCGAGGAAAGCGAGGAUGCCCUGAAGAAAGAGAAUUCGCAGGCGGAGAACGAGGAAAAGAAAAAGAAUAGAAGAAAAGAGAGACGAGACGAUUUGGGUGGUAAGGAGGAGAAGAAGGGAAGAUCGACGAGGACUAAGAUCGUUACGACUUUUGUAUACGAUGAAAAGAUCGUGAAAAAGUGGUACACGAAUCCGGAAGCGUCCACCAGGACUUUGAAUGGAGUGUCCUCCGUGAGGAUCGUGCCGAAUAAAACGAAAACGAAAAUCGAGGUGAAAUAAAGGAGAAAAUGUGACAAACAACGGGAAAAUUGUACGAUUCUAGGAGAGCAUUCUAAAUCAGAACCCAACCGAAUGGUUCUUAACCAGAGAGGUGCAUGCUCGAUCGAUAGUGGUAGAUUUAUCGUAGUAAUUAAUCACCUGAGUCUUGAAUUCCUAUUUUGACUAGUACCGAAAUUGUUCGAUUUCGAUCUUCACGAUACGCAUUUGGAAAAGACGAAGUUUGACUUAAAAUCGUGAAAUACUGAUUUCAAUAGUCGAACCACGUUGAAGAAAAAAUUAAAAAAACGGGGAAAAUGUAAGAAAUGCUGUGUUAAAUUCUCGCGAUCUAUGUCUGAUUUAAAGUUCCUACACGUGGACGGAGUUGGAACUGUUAAAACAUUUAGGAGGAUGAUCUGAUCGUGGAUCGAACGUUUGCGUAAAACUGACUAGUGCGAAGAUACUUCCUCGAUGAUUCUUCGUGGAAGAACUUUUCGACGAAAUCUGGGAUGCCUGGAAUCGAGUAAUCGCGAGAAAACGUAGAUAAAAGACAUCGGCGAUAUCGUGAUCGAUCAAACUAAUACCAGGGUUUCUUCCAUUUCUCGUUUCAUCCUUCUUAUAAAACGGUGUCAGGUAAAAACAAGGAAAUAUUUGAUAAAUAUCUCAGCGAAAAAUAAUUUAAUUGUAUUUUCCUUUUAACUAUAAUUCUCUUAGUUCCUAAUCGUGAAUUUCGUUUGUUCAUCUCGUAGAGACCAAGAUAUCGAACAUUUUUAAACAAAUUUGUAAUUUUUUUACGUCUUAUGUUGUAUACAUCAUAAUAAUUCAAUCGUCAACUGUAAUUAAUUUUAUAAUUUGUUAAUUACGAAUGUUCCGUUUAAUUACUUAUUUAUUAGAGAUAGAUAAAUAAUCGAGUUAAUUUGAAAAUGCCCAAGUACGAUCUACUUGUUCGAUAGUUCAUCCAUUUACAUUCUAAUAAUUACGAUAAACGCCCAUGAAAUAUUUAUAAGUAAUUAGCAAUUGUACGUGUGAUCGAUAUUUCAGUAUUUCAUUAUUUCUUAUCUACUUAUCGUUAUCGUUGUCGGGCAACUCAUACGGACAGUACAAACCAUAGAUGGUAUAAACACGUUCCAUAAACACGAGCGAUAAUGAACCUCGCGAAAUACUUAAUUACUAGUCAAAAAUAAGUAGAAGAAUAUGCCGAUACGAUUUAGUAUCUCUCGCUUAUUUUUUACUCGGCCACAUGGUUAUUUACGAGCUUCUAAGUUAGGAACUUUUAGCGAGCUUACUUUAUAUUCGACCGAUAUAUGUAUUUGCGUAUGGCGAAUUAUGUACCGAUCUAAUUGUCAGCGAAACUUUGUUACCAUCGGUGAAAACUUGCAAUUACGCUAUGUUUUCUAUAGAUUCCGACCACUUAAGAAGAAAAAAAGAAGAUAAAUUGGAUUUCUAUCAUUUUAGAAAAUUCUGUAACCAAAGAUCUAUCGGUCUAAAGGAAAUUUCCAUCGACAUCACCAGUAUUAGUUCAAAUAUUUGAAAUACAGGUGUACGCAAUUAAUAAAUUAGUUGGCAAUUUUUGACUGGUUGUCUAUUUCAGUGCACGUGUACCUAAGGAAAUUAAAAGAUACCAAGUAUCAAAUGGAAGAUGCGCAUUUGUCUAAUAAAUUACGUAUUAUAGAAUCAAA
This is a messenger RNA of Bombus impatiens (common eastern bumble bee), 3767 nucleotides long. RefSeq lists its product as uncharacterized. The record is from RefSeq and is a predicted model, not a curated record. NCBI's taxonomy places the organism in Eukaryota, Metazoa, Arthropoda, Insecta, Hymenoptera, Apidae. The transcript has 2 exons. The coding region runs from base 1468 to 2112 and encodes 214 amino acids.